Populus euphratica (Euphrates poplar) is the source of this 1559-nucleotide messenger RNA. RefSeq names its product probable calcium-binding protein CML11. The record is from RefSeq and is a predicted model, not a curated record. The transcript has 2 exons. Bases 770 to 1264 code for a protein of 164 amino acids. Gene Ontology annotation, molecular function: calcium ion binding. NCBI's taxonomy places the organism in Eukaryota, Viridiplantae, Streptophyta, Magnoliopsida, Malpighiales, Salicaceae.
AAGACGUGCACCAAUCACGGAACUGGCGCCUCUUUUGCCGCUCUGGAUUUCUUCUUUCCAAAAGCAAAUAAAUAGUUCAUGGAAUAUUUGAAUUGUAUUUGUAACCCACCAUUUAUUAAAUCCAUUCUUUGUCUUUGGUGUUGGUGUUGACUCUGCAUUAGCUGAAACAAAAAUUACGAAAAAGUCUUUAACAUUGUACUACGUGUUCAUCUUUUUAAACAUCACCGAAGUUUCUUAAUCCUGGCUUCUUCCUUCGGGUGUCUGUUUUUGUUUCUCCUUUUCUCUUCAAUAUUGGAUCCGAUAAUUGGGUUGGGGUUUGAUCACUUGUAAAUAGGAGAGAUCCAAGCGAGAAAGAACGAUUAUCAAGGCAAAUCUUGGAUCUCUCAAAUCUCUUUUUAUUGGUCACGGAAAAAGAAAUCAUCCAUUCCCAGGAUUUGUUGAGAAAGAGAGACAUCUAUAACUGAUGAUAUAUGCCACUGGGAGGAUAGAAGUGAAUCAAUGUUGAAAAUGAAAGAAAUAAAGGUAUGGUUCAAAUACUUAUGUCAAGAGCAGAGGUGAAUGUUAUUUUAUUCAAACACAGAAUUUGUCAUCCUGCAAUUCUUGUUCAUACCUUAGUUGCGAAAUAUUUUUGCUUUUCGUUUGUUCAAAUAUUAUCUAGUCUUAUGUAUCAGGACUGUUAUUUGAUCAUAUUUGCAAAGAAUUAAAGAUAGAAACGGUAAAGAAAGUGAGUUGAGAAAAGGGAGUUUUUUUUUUUGUUCUUGUUAACAAUAUGAGCAACAAGCAACCAGCUGUGAAGCUAGAUGAUGAGCAAAUUUCUGAGCUACGGGAAAUAUUUCGUUCUUUUGAUCGAAACAAUGAUGGAAGCUUAACGCAGCUUGAGUUAGGCUCACUCUUGCGGUCCUUAGGACUAAAACCUAGUCCUGAUCAGCUUGAAACCUUAAUUCAUAAGGCAGAUACAAACAGCAACGGUUUAAUUGAGUUCUCAGAGUUUGUGGCUCUGGUGGCACCAGAACUGCUUCCGGAGAAGUCACCGUAUAGCGAGGAGCAGCUAAAACAUCUGUUCAAGAUGUUUGAUAGAGACGGUAAUGGGUUUAUUACAGCAGCCGAGUUGGCACAUUCGAUGGCAAAACUUGGGCAUGCUCUUACAGCAGAGGAAUUGACAGGGAUGAUCAAGGAGGCAGACACUGACGGGGAUGGAAGAAUAAGUUUCCAGGAGUUUUCCCAGGCAAUCACAUCAGCUGCUUUUGAUAAUUCUUGGGUUUGAAGCCACUGGAGUUGCUUCUGGUUAAACAAUGUUCCAAAACAGUUUUAAGCAGGUCUAUCUUCUUUCCAGCAACCCCAGCGCAAUACGGAUCAUGAAAGGCCGGAUAAUUCUGCCACGAGUUCGUUCAGAAAAAGUAUCAGUGUUUCAGGCGAGUCAGAAUAAUGUAUGCAUUUUAAUCUUAGGUCUCUCUUCUUGUCCCUUAGAGACAUGCUUGAGAUUUUAGGUUUGAGAUCUUCCCUUUCAUAUGAAUUAUGUGCUUGUUGGCUCUUCAGGCAUUCACGGGUGCAUAAUGAUC